This is a messenger RNA of Arthroderma uncinatum, 1656 nucleotides long. RefSeq names its product importin subunit alpha-1. The transcript has 3 exons. The record is from RefSeq and is a predicted model, not a curated record. Gene Ontology annotation, biological process: NLS-bearing protein import into nucleus. Gene Ontology annotation, molecular function: nuclear import signal receptor activity; protein binding. Bases 1 to 1656 code for a protein of 551 amino acids. Gene Ontology annotation, cellular component: nucleoplasm; nucleus; cytoplasm. Lineage: Eukaryota; Fungi; Ascomycota; Eurotiomycetes; Onygenales; Arthrodermataceae.
AUGGCUGAACGCUACAUCCCCGAGCAUCGUCGCACCCAGUUCAAGGCCAAGGGCACCUUCAAGCAGGAUGAGCUCCGUCGUCGCCGUGAGGAGCAGCAGGUGGAGAUUCGCAAGCAGAAGAGAGAAGAGAAUCUCGCCAAGCGAAGAGGUAUCGGCACUCGCGAGGGCGGCAUAGGAGGUGAUGGCGGCAUGCUUGCAGACAGCGACGAUGAAGCUGGCCCUAUCGAAACUGAGUUGGAUGCCGAGCUUCCAGAGAUGGUCAAGGGUGUGUUCUCAGACCAGAUCGAACUGCAGAUUCAGUCCACCACAAAAUUCAGAAAACUGCUCUCCAAGGAGAGAAACCCUCCAAUUGAACGUGUUAUCGAGACCGGUGUCGUCAGCCGCUUCGUCGAGUUCCUACGAUCGCCCCAUACUCUUGUCCAGUUUGAAGCUGCUUGGGCGUUGACCAACAUCGCCUCUGGAUCUGCGCAGCAGACCCAGGUCGUCAUCGAAGCCGGAGCUGUCCCCAUAUUCGUCGAGCUCCUAAGCAGCCACGAGCCUGAUGUGCGGGAGCAGGCUGUCUGGGCUCUCGGAAACAUUGCUGGUGACAGCCCACAAUGUCGUGACUUCGUCCUUGGUGCCGGUGCUCUUCGCCCGCUCCUCACUUUGCUUGGUGAUGGCCGAAAGCUGACCAUGCUCCGCAAUGCCACCUGGACCUUGAGCAAUUUCUGCCGAGGAAAGACUCCUCAGCCAGACUGGCCUACUAUUGCCCCAGCGCUCCCUCUUUUGUCAAAACUUAUCUAUAUGCUUGACGACGAGGUGCUUAUUGAUGCAUGCUGGGCUAUCUCUUAUCUCUCAGAUGGCCCCAAUGACAAGAUCCAGGCUGUCAUCGAGGCUGGUAUCCCCCGCCGCUUAGUUGAGCUCUUGAUGCAUGCUUCCACAUCUGUCCAAACUCCCGCCCUACGAUCGGUAGGUAACAUUGUCACUGGAGACGACAUCCAGACCCAAGUCAUCAUCAACUGCGGCGCUCUCACUGCUUUGCUCUCGCUCCUGAGCUCGAAUAAGGAUGGUAUCCGCAAGGAAGCCUGCUGGACCAUUUCCAACAUCACAGCCGGUAACCCAACACAGAUCCAAGCUGUUAUCGAUGCCAACAUCAUCCCACCGCUGAUCCACUUGCUCUCUCACGGAGACUUCAAGACCCGCAAAGAGGCCUGCUGGGCCAUCUCGAACGCUACCUCCGGUGGUCUCCAAAAGCCAGACCAGAUCCGCUACCUUGUUACCCAAGGUUGCAUCAAGCCCCUUUGCGACCUCCUCUCCUGCCCUGACAACAAGAUCAUCCAGGUCGCUCUCGAUGGUCUAGAAAAUAUCUUGAAGGUUGGCGAGAUGGACAAGGAAUCUGGCCAGGGUCCUGAAGCAAACAUCAACAGAUAUGCUCUCUUCAUCGAAGAGGCUGGUGGCAUGGAGAAGAUCCACGAUUGCCAGAACAAUGCCAACGAAGAGAUCUACAUGAAGGCAUACAACAUCAUUGAGAAAUACUUCUCCGAUGAUGAUGAGGCUGGUGCCGAUAUUGAUGAGCUUGCACCCCAGCAAACCCAGACUGGAUUCGCCCUUGGCACCAACCAGCAGCCUACCGGCACCUUCAACUUUGCUAACGGUGGCGACUCUAUGGAUAUGUAA